This is a messenger RNA of Sciurus carolinensis (gray squirrel), 4127 nucleotides long. RefSeq names its product ring finger protein 44 (gene Rnf44). Bases 498 to 1802 code for a protein of 434 amino acids. The record is from RefSeq and is a predicted model, not a curated record. Lineage: Eukaryota; Metazoa; Chordata; Mammalia; Rodentia; Sciuridae. The transcript has 11 exons.
CUUGCAGCCGGCUACUGUUUGCCUAAACCUCCCGGCGCGCCCCCGCGAACCCCCCUCCCACCCGGCGCGCGACCCCGCCGCUUCGAAUGUUGUGAAUCAAAUGUGGGGUUUGUUACAUUCCGCUGCCGCGGCGGACAGUUCUUAAAGGGCCAGCCUCCGGCAGCCGCGCAAACCAGCUGCGUCCGGCGCGUCCCUCGGCUUCCCUAGGGCCUGGGCCAAGAGAGACUGACCGCGCGUGGGCUUCGCGAGGCGUACGCCGUCGGGCGGACAACAAAGAGAGAGGGCCCCGGAAGGAGUCGGGCUGCCCCCGGACUGGGGGGGUGGGGAGGGGAGCACAUUGUUCCGCAGGGCGGGGACUCUUAAAGGGUCCAGGCAGCCCCCCCGCCCCCCUGCCCGGCUUAGCCUUUCCUAGAUUGCGAACAAAGGAGUCAACGUGUGGCCGGGCGGCCGAAGGGUUGUGAGCCCUGGCCUAGCCCCUCCAACCCAGUGUUCCCCUGAUGCGACCAUGGGCUCUGGCAGUGACUAGGUGGCCACCCUCCAUCCCUGUGGGUCAGCGGCGAUUCUCUGCAGGACCUAACAGUACUCCAGGCCAGCUCUGGGGAAGCCCCAGCCACGAGGGUCCCCUGGCCAGCCCACCUGCCCAGGAUGAGCGCUUACCCUCCCAGCAGCCGCUGCCCCGACCACCACACCUCCCCUUAGAGGAGCACCGAGCCUCGGCUCCUGCCGGCGGGAGCCCCCGAAUGCUACACCCAGCCACCCAGCAGAGCCCGUUCAUGGUUGAUCUCCACGAGCAGGUGCACCAGGGACCUGUCCCUCUGUCCUACACAGUCACCACAGUGACCACCCAAGGCUUCCCCUUGCCUACAGGCCAACACAUCCCUGGCUGCAGUGCCCAGCAGCUCCCAGCAUGCUCCGUGAUGUUCAGCGGGCAGCACUACCCCCUCUGCUGCCUCCCGCCCCCACAGCUGAUCCAGGCAUGCACCAUGCAGCAGCUCCCUAUGCCCUAUCAGACCUACCCCCACCUCAUCUCCAGUGACCACUACAUCCUGCACCCCCCACCGCCAGCCCCUCCACCCCAGCCUGCCCACAUGGCGCCUCUUGGGCAGUUUGUAUCACUGCAGACCCAGCACCCCCGAAUGCCCCUGCAGCGGCUCGAUAAUGAUGUGGACCUGCGGGGAGAACAGCACCCUCUGGGUGGCUUCACUUAUUCCACCUCUGCCCCUGGCCCAGCUUUGUCCCCCUCAGUACCCCUACACUACCUGCCCCAUGAUCCACUGCACCAGGAGCUAUCUUUUGGUAUGUCGUACUCCCACAUGGUGCCACGAAGAAUGAGCACCCAGAGAUACCGCCUGCAACAGCCACUGCCCCCGCCGCCACCACCGCCACCACCACCGCCACCUUAUUACCCGAGCUUCCUGCCCUACUUCCUCUCGAUGCUGCCAAUGUCACCAACAGCGAUGGGGCCCACCAUCAGCCUGGAUCUGGAUGUGGAUGAUGUGGAAAUGGAGAACUAUGAGGCCCUUCUGAACCUGGCUGAGCGGCUGGGAGAUGCCAAGCCCAGAGGCCUCACCAAAGCAGACAUAGAGCAGCUCCCAUCUUACCGCUUUAACCCCGACAGCCAUCAGUCAGAGCAGACACUGUGUGUGGUCUGCUUCAGUGACUUUGAGGCGCGGCAGCUACUCCGAGUCCUCCCCUGCAACCAUGAGUUCCACACCAAGUGUGUUGACAAGUGGUUGAAGGCCAACCGGACAUGUCCCAUUUGCCGAGCCGAUGCCUCCGAGGUGCCCAGGGAGGCUGAGUGAAGCCCCACAGCUGCCCACGAGAACCCUGCCCGAAGCUCUGGAAACUCGGGGGGACCCAGGGAGGAUGGGGAGGGAAUGGCCCAGACCUGCCCCUUGGUUCCCACCUGCAUCUCCAGAGCUGGUCCCAGGGUCCUCCUUGUGAGAAGCCCCUGCAAUAAGCCCCUGCAUUUGCCGAGCUCCAAAGAUUACUUCCCCGAUCUGCCUGCCUGUCUGCCCGCCACAGAGCUGCCUAGGUAUCCCCAGCUCAGUGUCCCUCCUGUUCACCCUUGGGUCCUCCUUUUUCUUGCUGGCACUGAGAGCCAGGGGUAUACUCCCCUCUCAUGGCUGGUAGAGAUCCUUGGCCCCAGUACGGGCAAAGGACUCACCAUCCUGGGCCAUCUUGUCUCUUGCACUGAAAGAGUGUGCUCUCUGCCCAGGGGGCACUGCCAGGUGUGUGGACAGAUGGUGGCAUGAGACUAUUUUCUAGGACCUGGAACUGAGUCCCCCUGAUUGACCCAGGCAGCCAGCUCUGUGUAAUUUGCUGUGCAGGGUGUGUCUGUCUCAAGGACCCUCACCCAGGCACAGUAAUACUCUAGCCCCAUCUCCAGGCUGGAGGACAUCCCAGCCAGGCCUCUUGAGCAAAUAGGAGAAAGGCCCAGACUGGGACACAUAUAUCCUGAGGGGACCUGGGCCACACUGGGCAGGGUCCCUGUGCUCCUGGUGGCUGCCCCUCCACCAGUGAUGGGGUCAGAUACAUGCCCAAUAUUCUCCCCUCUGUUGUUUUGCAUGAAUGUGAGGAGCAGCAGUUUUUGUUUAUUCAUUUGGCCCAAAAAUGCGUGUAGGAUUGGGGGGUGUGGAUAUUUAAGACAAUUUUUUUUCUUUUGGUUUAAUGGUGGGGGGUGGGGUACAGGGACCAACCAGGACCUAAUGCCCAGGGGGCAGAGAAGGGUUGGGUGGUGCCGCCCGGCCUGCAUGCAUGUGUGCGGCUGGGGCUGGGCUGGGCGGCUGGCAGUCAUGGGACAGGGUUGGGGGGUCUGUGCUCAGCUGAUAACUGCCAUGCACUGUACUGCACACGUCCCUAGAGCCUACUGGGACCGUACGCUUUUCAGGGCAUUUCUCCCUCUCCAGCCAGGGCCCAUCUCCCACCUGCCUGGGUGAGUCUCCUCCAAGGAAUCCCAGGAGGAUGGGGACCAGGGAGGGUGUGGACCUCCAUCUCCAGGGGACCCCUCCCAGCCUGAUCCCUGCCCUCCAAGGUCUGGAGGAGGCCCCUGUAGGGUCUGGCUGUGCUCCCCACCUUCCUUCUCUGAUCCUGUUCCUUUCCUCUCCUACCCUCAGCUGGGGUUGCUGCCCUGAACGAACUGCGUGUGGGGCCGGCACAUCCUAGCAGGCAGCCCUUGGCGCCUGCUGCCUCAGGGAUGCUCCAACCACCCUCGUUCUCCCCGCAGCUGCCCUGGCUCCCUGCCUCCCACCCGCCCCAGCCUGCCUGGUCCCACCCCCAUGGAGAACCCAAAGUCUUACUGUAUAUAACUCCAGGUGACGUUUCUAUAUUUAUAGCAGUGUUGAAAACCCACGUGUUUUACACAAAGAACCACCCUUUCCAAAACCCCCCUCCCUUCCCCACCCCAACAAAAGGUUUUCCAAACCCUGACCAUUCCUGGGGCAGGCGGAAACAGGCUCGCGGAUUGUGUGUUGGCUGCAGCAGUGAUUCCAACAGCAGCUACUGGGGGGGAACAACAUUAUUUUUAAUCAUCAUAAAAAAAAGAUUUAUGAAACAAUUAUUUAGGAUGUUUGUGAUUUGCCGACCUUGCUAUAGAUGCCAUGUUACCAAUGAUUUCCUGUGGUGGGGGCUUGUCAUUGUUUACUCUUAUUUACCAACUUCUGGCCUAGGCAUGACAGUGGGCACCUUCCCCCAGCCCUGGCUGGGCCCAGCGCCUGUGUUCUGUGUUAGAAAGGUUUUAUAUAUAUAUAAUAACAUAUAUAUAUAUAUAUAAAUAUAUGUAAUUUCGGGGGCCCUGUUCCUUGCACAUUUUACAGUUACCUCAUUUUUCCCAUGUAUGUAUUUGAGAAAAUGCUAAUAUAUAGAGAAAAAAUGGUUCUUAAAGCUUAAAUGUGUGGUUUUUUCCAUUCCAUUGGAUUCACAUUGGUUUGUAGCAUUUAACAUAACUAGUAUGUUGUAUUAUAUAUAUGUGUAUACUGAUUGAAAUUUUUAACAGAUUUGUACUUUUUUUAAAAUGAAAGUUGCUAGUUCUGCUUGACCAAGUAGUGCAAUCAUUAUUUUUUUUAAUAUUGUUGCUGAUUUCAGAGGGAUAUUCACUAAUAAAUGUAUGAUGUAUACCAAGUAUUGAC